AUGACCAACAUCACGCUCAUCUGUCACGUCCUGGGCGAGGAUCCCGAGAAUAUAUUUAGUUUCAACAUCGAUAAGGGAUUGAUGGUCAGCGAACUCAAGGAAACUAUCAAGGAGAAGAGAGAUAAUCUAUUUAGCAAGACUGAUGCUGCCCUGAUCAAGCUCUGGCGAGUCGACAUCCCUUUCGACGUAGAAAAUAAUAGGUUAACGGUUCUGAAAAGUAAAAACGCCUCUAUUGACAUCGCGGAGGCUCUGAACGGCACAAAGAUACAACCGGGCUAUGACAUUGAGGAAUACUUCAACGUGUCGCCGCCCAAAAAACGCAUCCAUAUUAUCGUCGAACCGCCAAUUAUUCCUAGACAAAAGCAUGGCAUGAGCAGGCAACCCUCGCAAGAAGCCGAUAUUGAGACUGCUAAACGACAGAAGAUUCAAGAUGACUACAACGAGACAGUUGCGGCUGGCCAAGCGGCGAGUGGCCCAUCGACUGGCUCAAUACCCCGGGAUCGUAUAGAAGGAUCAACGCUGGUGCUAAGCAAAGAAAAGUUUCAAGACUUUCCCGUCGACGCCUUGAACGACUAUUCCUUGCUUCGUACGCAACCCGAAUAUGCUUACUUCGACCGCACGGGAUACAUAUCGGUUCUCGAUUCCAUUCGUCAUCCUGCGUUGCUCUUCCUACGACCACGGCGAUUUGGAAAAUCGCUGACUCUAAGCAUGCUGGCCCACUUUCACGGGGUGGAGCACAGGGAAAGAUAUGCCGAGCUUUUCUCGAAUCUUGACGUCGAUAAGGACGUCCAGGCUGGCAAGGUCACCCCUGGCCAAUACCUUAUGUUAUCGCUCGAUUUCAGUGCCAUCAACCGCUCCGCCGACGUGAAGGUUGCGGAAUAUGAUCUCCAACAAAUGCUGAACAACUCCAUCAAACAGUUCUAUUCAACCUAUGCACGCUACCUGGGAAACAGAUCGAGCGAGGAGCUCAUCGAGAGGCUUGUGAACCCGGAGAGUGCUACCUCCAGCCUUAAAGAAUGUGUUAGAGUGGUCCAGGAGAAACUCCGUGCCGUGCAGAAAGAUGAUGACAACGCUCCACUUGCUGGCGUCAAAGGGAUCUAUCUCUUGGCUGACGAAUGCGACGCUUUUGGCAACGAGUAUCUCAAUCCUGAAGAUCGUGCUAACUGGAACUAUAUCCAUAAGAAUUCAUUGCUUAAAGGCUUCUGGGGUAGUGUAAAGAGUAAUUUGGGCGAGUUUCAGAUCACCAAGUGUUUCAUCACAGGUGUAUCGCCACUUUCGAUGACCGACCUUACAAGUGGCUUCAAUGUCGCAAAGAACAUCUCGGACAGUCCAGCUUUAUCCGGUCUUUGUGGUUUCAGUCGUGAAGAUGUGAUCGCUGCUCUGAAGCUGCCCGAGGUCUGUGGCUUACAGAAUGAAGUCGAGGAUCGUUUUAAUACUAUGGAGACUUUCUUCAAUGGCUAUCGUUUCUCUUCGAUUGCCCAAGUUCCGCGAGUUUUCAACACCAACACAUGCCUUGAGUAUUUCCAGUCUUUGAUCGACAAAGAGCCUCCUAAGCGAGACAACCCCUCGAACUCGGAAGUCUCUGAGACGACUCUUAAGCUGCUCGCUUCCUCGCAUAUCGUGCAAGACAUUCUUGAAAGGACCGCAAGCGAUUCAAUAACGGACAAUAAGUGGCGCACUAAGAUUCCGUAUUUGUCGUUGAAGGAUAUGUUUCGAUUUGAGGACUUAAUGCGUGUCAGAGAUAGCAAACAAGAAUGGCUGAGCUACAUGCGAUAUAUAGGAGGUCUCACGUAUGCUGAUGAUAUGCCCAACAAGCAUCUUCAAUUUCCAAAUUUUAUCGCUUUCAAGCGUUUUGGGGCCGCUACCUUAGACCGUUAUGAUCUAAAUGAAGAUGAUAUCGUCGAUGCAAUCGGAAAAAUUGCGGCAAAUGGAGACGUCUCGGGGCUGUUGAAUUGCUACCAGAAGAUGAUGAGCCGGCGCGAUGUCACUGAAGCGGAUUUCAAUAAUUCAGAAGAAAGACACCGUGAUAAUAUCUUUUAUCCACUUCUCAAGAACCCGGUUCUAUUGCAAGCCUAUCCCGAAUAUAUUGUUACCAAGCCGUCAGGUGGAGGAGGACGGGUUGAUCUGCUUAUUGAGGCACCGAGCACAAACCGCGCUGCGCUCCUCGAAUUCAAGGUUAUCAGGAUUCCUUACGUAAACAUUAAUCCUGCGGGGGCAUCGGGUCCCAAUCAAACGUCAAAUUUCUUAAAAGCAUUGGCAUUGAGCUACAUGUCAGAAGCGGAAACCAUCCUUGACCUCAAGUUUCCUCCGUACGACAAGUAUCGUCCUAAUCAACGUAUAGGCGACUGGAUUGAAACGCAGAAGCCACAAUUGGUGAAUUAUUGGGAGAGCACUCAAAUCUCUGAGUUACGCCAGCGGCGCGAUGUAAUUGCCUAUCUGGUCUUGAUCAUUGGUAGUCGAAAAAUUCUAUUCUGGCAGUUGAAUGAAGAUGGUAAAUCUUGGUCAGCACCUCAGCUAGUGACUGCUUAG
Paraglomus occultum is the source of this 2529-nucleotide messenger RNA. The record is from the annotation of a GenBank genome assembly. NCBI's taxonomy places the organism in Eukaryota, Fungi, Glomeromycota, Glomeromycetes, Paraglomerales, Paraglomeraceae.